GAACCUGGAAAACACGGUGUGAAAUGUGACUUGGAUUGCUCGUCAACAUGUAAAAACCUCCUCUGUGAGAAAGACACAGGGUUUUGUUCAGAGUGUACAGACGGAAUGCAUGGAUACCAGUGCAACAAGGCGUGUCCUGAUGGAUGUGGCUCAAACAAAUGUAGACGCCAUGACGGGGCUUGUGAAGGCAGGACUCAUGAAGAAACAGACGAAAACAAUAACAUUACAGCUAUAGCUGCCCUUACAACCGUUGCCACAGUCUGUCUGGUGGCAGCCGUCAUCUCCGUCGUCUGUAUGUUACGGAUGAGAACCGCAACAAGAAAGGACCGAGGUAAAGAAGAAAACCAGUACACGGACAUUGAUAUGACCCGAAGACAAAUUCCAAAUACCUACGAAAUGUCAUAAAUUGAUACCAUCAACUGAGAUAGGCGGUCUUUUUAAGAUACUCACCAGCUAUACCAACAGAUAAAUUUCCAAUUUGAAAAGCAUUAAUUAGAUAAUAUUCCACAGCUUGUGCUUUGGUGAUACAGUAAACUCCGCUGACUCAAUCUCCAAGGACCCAUGUAAAAUAUUCGAGGAAUACAAGGUAUUCGAGUUAUGAGAGGUUACUUUUAGAUCGUAAGGUACUGGUAGUAUAUUUACAACAAACGUAAUCUUAACGUAAUAUUACGCUGUUUGCCUAUUACAAAAUACAGUGUACCCAGUUGUAUAAUGGUAAUCAUUGUAGAUAAUCGUGAUUCAUAUUGAUUUACAUACUUUAAUAUGGAAAAGGAAGUCAUUGUGUAUAUUGCUGCUAUAUACUGUCAAGUGUGCGGCUAGGACGGGGUCAUUGGCAUAUAAUCCCCAAAGCUUACAUUUAUACAUACUCUCGUGAGAGCCAGACAAACUUUUUAUUGUGAAUAUGUUUACAAACAUGAUGUUAGUUAUCUGUAUUUUAUUCUGAAUAACAAUAACAAAAUCAUAUGCGUGUUGGUAACAAUGCAUCCGUACGCAAUGUUGAAUUAGGUAUGGCAAUGAAAAAAGAAUUUUCAGAUUCAUGCAAAGUGGUGUAGUAUUACCGAGGCGCGGUGAAUAUGUAAAGCGUCUAACACACAUAGAGGAACCCCCUUGAUAGCUUCUGUUACAAAAUGAGGACGGACAGGGAAAAUGGCUUCUUGGAAGUUUUGUUUUCGUUGUGUUUUUGGUAAUGUCUACUUUUUGCACAAUUAUUACGUUGCGAAGAUACGUUUAUUUUCCUAAAAGAUAUAUUAUAGCGAAUAAGUAUGUAAAUGUGGCAGAUAACCUUAAACAAUUACUGUUCGUACCUGUUUGAUAUGCAUGGUAGUCGCGAUGUCAUUAGACACCAUUUGUCCAUCUAGAGAGCUCUCCAGCGUGAAGUCAAGUCACAAUGACAGAUGGAUAGGCCACCUUUAUGACGGUCCCUGGUCACUGAUAUUGUUGUUGUAUUUCACUGUUUAGGUUGUGUCCCAGAUUACAUGACUAUGGUUUCUGUUUCGUUAUGCCUACAUUACGCGCUAACG
Messenger RNA from Pecten maximus, 1520 nucleotides. RefSeq names its product scavenger receptor class F member 2-like. The transcript has 5 exons. Lineage: Eukaryota; Metazoa; Mollusca; Bivalvia; Pectinida; Pectinidae. Bases 106 to 405 code for a protein of 99 amino acids. The record is from RefSeq and is a predicted model, not a curated record.